Molecule: messenger RNA, 5403 nt
Organism: Thunnus maccoyii (southern bluefin tuna)
Lineage: Eukaryota; Metazoa; Chordata; Actinopteri; Scombriformes; Scombridae
Gene: zswim5
Product: zinc finger, SWIM-type containing 5
Exons: 16
Coding region: 165-3644 (1159 amino acids)
Cellular component (GO): Cul2-RING ubiquitin ligase complex
Source: RefSeq, a predicted model, not a curated record
UUUGACACUGGCUUCUCAAUGUGUGUGUGUGUGUGUGUGUGUGUGUGUGUGUGUGUGUGUGUGUGUGUGUGUGUGUGUGUGUGUGUGUGUGUGUAAGUAAUCGGCUUCCUGCUGCUGCUCGGUGUCCGCACACCGUCCGUGUAGUUAGUGUUGAUCGGCUCGCCAUGGCGGAAGGACGCAGAGAACAGCCGCAUCCUCUCCUAUCCUUACCACCGGCCAGCAAGCGACCCUGCCUGCGCCCUGCUCCCCGAGGUCCCGGCCCGGGGCCCGGCCACGGCAGCGGGUUGCCCAGCUCCCGGUACCGUUCCCCGGAGUCCCUUCUGGACUGCGCCGCUAAAGCAGUAGCGGAAAAGUGGGCCUUCGAGAGAGUGGAGGAGCGCUUCGAGCGGAUCCCGGAGCCUGUCCAGCGCCGCAUCGUCUACUGGUCUUUUCCCCGUAACGAAAAGGAGAUAUGCAUGUACUCUUCGUUUCAGUGCCGAGUGGCCGGCGAGGAGGGUCCGUCGGCGGCUACCGGUGGGGCUGGGGGUACAGGGUCCGGAGCUACAACCACCGGGGGUGGCGGAGGAUCUACCGCCGGUACGGCGGCUACCGUGGGGGCAGCCGGAGCGGUGGGAACGGGAGACGGACUGCCUUUUCGCCGCGGCAUCAGGCUGCUGGAGACCGGCUGUGUGGAAAACGUUUUACAAGUCGGCUUUCAUCUCAGUGGCACAGUAACUGAGCCCCCCACCUCAUCAGAGCCAGAGGUCACCCACAAGGUGGCCAUCAGCUUCGACCGCUGCAAGAUAACCUCCGUCACCUGCGGCUGCGGAAACCGAGACAUUUUCUACUGCGCGCAUGUGGUGGCGCUGUCUCUUUACAGGAUUCGCAAGCCUGAACAGGUGAAGCUGCGGUUGCCCAUCUCAGAGACGUUGUUCCAGAUGAACAGAGACCAGCUGCAGAAGCUGGUGCAGUAUCUGAUAACAGCCCACCACACAGAGGUGCUGCCCACCGCUCAGAAACUGGCCGACGAGAUCCUCUCCUCCAACUCUGAGAUCAACCAGGUCCACGGUGCUCCGGACCCGACUGCAGGUGCCAGCAUUGACGAUGACAAUUGCUGGCAUCUGGACGAGGAUCAAGUCAGGGAGCAAGUCAAACAGUUUCUCUCCCAGGGAGGAUACUACGGCUCUGGAAAGCAGCUCAACUCCAUGUUCGCUAAGGUGCGGGAGAUGCUACGAAUGCGAGACUCCAAUGGCGCUCGGAUGCUGACGCUCAUAACGGAACAGUUUAUGGCAGACCCUCGGCUGUCGCUAUGGAGACAGCAGGGCACGGGCAUGACGGACAAGUGUCGGCAGCUUUGGGAUGAACUGGGUGCAUUGUGGGUAUGCGUAGUGCUCAAUCCCCACUGCAAGAGCGAGGAGAAGAGCGGCUGGCUGAAGCAGCUGAAGAAGUGGGGCGACAUGGACGUCUGCCCGCUGGAGGACGGCAACUACGGCAGCGAGCUUCCGAACAUCACCAACGCUCUGCCACAGAGCAACCUCGCACAGGAUUCUCUGUCCAGGCCGCGGAGGACAGUGUUCAGCCGGGCCGUGGAGGCCUGCGACCUCCACUGGCAGGACAGCCACCUGCAGAGGAUCAUCAGCAGCGACUUCUACAUGUCUCCGUCCUACCAGAGAGAGGGAGAGAGCCUGCUGUUCAACCCACAGGGCCUGCCGCUCUGGCUCGACCACGUCCCAACGGCAUGCGCUCGCGUCGACGCCUUGCGUUCCCAUGGUUACUCCAGGGAAGCCCUGCGAUUGGCCGUCGCCAUCAUUAACACGCUCCGCCUCCAACAGCAGAGGCAGAUGGACAUCUACAAACACCAAAAGAAAGAGCUGCUCCAGAGGGGUGUGACCUCUACCACCAACUUGGAAGGCUGGGUAGGUCAUCCCUUAGACCCCAUUGGCUGCCUGUUUACCACGCUCACGGAAACCUGCCGCGUGGAUGACGACAACACCAUGGACACCGGAGAAGAUGACUCCAGGCCUCCAGUUUACCAUCAUGUACCAGUGUGGGGCAGUCCUAAUGGAGGGGAGUCCUACCUGACUCUGGCCUUAGAGGUGGCUCUGAUGGGUAUGGGCCAACAGAGGAUAAUGCCUGAGGGCCUGUACGCUCAGGAUAAGGUGUGUCGUAAUGAGGAGCAGAUUGUUGCAAAGCUACAGGAACUGGAGCUGGAUGACCUUCUGGUUCAGACCCUUCGGAAACAGGCCAUACAGCUACUAGAAGCUGGUCCAUUUAGCGGUCUAGGUGAGGUCAUCCACAGGGAGAGCGUUCCCAUGCACACCUUCGCAAAGUACCUCUUCUCUGCCCUGCUGCCACACGAUGCAGACCUGGCAUAUAAGGUGGCUCUCCGCGCCAUGAGGUUGCCAGUGCUAGAGUCAUCAGCAAGCUCUGGAGAUGUAGGCCACCCUCAUCACGGCAUCUCCAUAGUUCCAAGUAGAUAUCCACGCUGGUUCACACUGGGACACCUGGAGUCACAGCAGUGCGAGCUAGCCUCCACCAUGCUCACUGCUGCUAAAGGUGACAUGUUGAGGUUGCGGACGGUGCUGGAAGCCAUCCAGAAAAACAUCCACUCCUCUUCCUUAAUCUUCAAACUGGCCCAGGACGCCUUUAAGAUAGCCACACCCGCAGACAACCCGCCUGAUAUAACUCUGCUCAACGUGGCACUGGAGCUAGGACUGCAGGUGAUGAGGAUGACUCUGUCUACUCUGAACUGGAGGAGGAGAGAGAUGGUUCGCUGGUUGGUAACCUGCGCCACUGAAGUCGGUCUGCGGGCGCUGGUGAGCAUCUUACAGAGCUGGUACACUCUCUUCACGCCGACCGAGGCCACCAGCAUCGUGGCAGCCACUGUCAUGUCCCACAACACCAUCCUGCGCCUCAGCCUCGACUACCCACAGCGUGAGGAGCUGGCCAGCUGUGCAAGGACCCUGGCCCUACAGUGCGCCAUGAAGGACCCCCAGAACUGCGCCCUGUCAGCUCUGACGCUCUGCGAGAAGGACCACAUCGCCUUUGAGACGGCCUACCAGAUUGUGAUUGACGCAGCAUCCACAGGGAUGACGUACUCCCAGCUGUUCACCAUCGCCAGGUACAUGGAACACAGAGGAUACCCGCUACGGUCGUUCAAGUUGGCCUCCCUUGCCAUGACCCACCUUAACCUGGCUUACAACCAGGACACACACCCAGCUAUUAAUGAUGUGCUCUGGGCCUGCGCGCUCAGCCACUCUCUGGGUAAAAACGAGCUCGCAGCUAUUAUUCCCCUGGUGGUGAAGAGCGUGCACUGCGCCACGGUGCUGUCUGACAUCCUGCGGCGGUGCACCAUGACAGCACCAGGUCUCGCCGGCAUUCCCGGGAGAAGGAACUCUGGGAAGCUGAUGUCAACAGACAAGGCACCAUUGCGGCAGCUCCUGGAUGCCACAAUCUCGGCAUACAUCAACACCACGCACUCUCGACUGACGCACAUCAGUCCGCGGCACUACGGAGAGUUCAUAGAGUUCCUGAGCAAAGCGCGGGAGACUUUCCUGCUGGCACAGGACGGCCACAUUCAGUUUGCCCAGUUCAUAGACAACCUGAAACAGAUCUACAAGGGCAAGAAGAAACUAAUGAUGUUGGUUAGGGAGCGCUUCGGCUGACCUUUGACCUCGCUGACCUUAACCCCCCCUCACAGGGACCCUCUUCUUGGGAGUAGUUCAACUUAUUUGUUUCUAUUUAAGGUUUUUUGAAUUCCAUGUAUUUUUACUUUUUAUGUUGAGCCAUUUGUUGAUUAAGUCUUAAGUUUUUGUCCUGUUUUGUUGUUUUGUUUCUUGAAUGUGAACCAGGAAGUGUUCGCAGUACAUUGCUCCACUUCAUUGAGACUGCAAAAGGGGGAAACGGCUUGAUAUGUCAAAGAACCAACAACAAAAAUGCAGCAAUUUCCCCUCCAACUAAUGUUAAAUCUAGUAUGAAAAAGUCAAAAGAUUGUGAUGACAAAAAGCAAAAGGAACUUUUGUUGUUAAGGUGGCACAUGAUGAUAUAGAACCAAAAGAUUUUGUUGGACGGGGUACUUUGAGCCAGAAGACACUUUCAGCUGGGGUUAAGAAGAAAAAGAAGAAGUGGUUUUCAAAGUGGAGGAAACAUGUGAUUCCCAAAAAAAGGAACCCACUGAGGUUGAAAACACACAUAGUGUUACUGUCAUACCUCGACUGUAUUAUUUGUCAGCUUUAUCUUCUCUAUCAGAAACGGCCCCUUGUUUCAUUCAGGGCAUCUGAGAGUAGAGAAGGCAGAAUACAGAACUACAUGUGUGUGGUCUUUCUGUAGAAGUCAGUACCAACAGGUUUAAGAAACGGACUAAAGCCACUCUAGACUAGCUCCUGUCCUCUCCACCUGCUGGUCAGUGCUUUUCCUUGACAAUAUCUCUAGAGGAAGAACCAUGUUGCUUCACAGAGUGCAUGUUUUCAAAUGCAGAAGCCUGAGAGUGAUAUUAUUAAGGCUGUUCUAGCUAAGGUAGAGUAGUUGAGGCUCCAUGUGCACAUACAUAUAUAUACAGUUUAUCUUGUAUAUCCUGCUAUAAGCUUAUUAACAGUGACAAAAGACAACUGUAAUGAACGGUUGGGUCACAGUAUUCCCAUCUUCUGAGACACCACUGCACUGCUGUACAGCUAUUUGUGGCCAAAACCUUUUAAAUCUAUAAAACUCCAGUGGUCACUUUUCACUCACUAGAUCAAGAUUUAGUCAAUAAGCAAUACAAGUUAAGCCUCUGAUUCAUUUCACCCUCUUGUAUUCUGUUACAAAGCUUUGGAACAUAUUGGGACGUUGCUGAUUUCAGUGACUAUCAGUCACUGUUCACUCCGCCUGUAGCUAAAGUCCUUUUUCCAUCACAAGAACGUUUGUUGGAACUUUUUCCCGCACCCCAGAACAUUACCCCAUUAUAAUUUUGCCAUGCUAACUGCUAAAAUACAAGUUUCAAGUUACACAAGCACUAUUUAACAGCCAGUUUUAUCUCAAAUUAUAGUAGUAGCAAGGGAAGAUGAGAGUUAAAUAAGCUCUACCUUGUAUAUUUUUCAAAUGAAGAGACUGACAGAGAUUUAUCAAGAUUUAAAAAACCUAUAUAAAAAAAAGCCUAUAAAAGGAUUGUCUAUGCAUUUAUAGUAGAGCUAAGCAUAUGCCGCUUUUCAAAUGGGUAAUUUUGCGCAAUGUUGAAAGAAAUAGCUCGUAGUUAGCUCUUUGAACCUUUUUAGCAUCAUUUAGGUAAUUGUUUUGGUUUUCUGGCCUGUGACUUUACUGUUUGGUUCAUUCUUACUGCACUCAUUAUCCUUGUUUACAGCCACAACAACUGUUUUUAGCAAAAAAGGUAACUGACUGUACACUACCUGCCCAGCACCAAACAGCAGUCAAUGUUAGCUAGCUAAUAAA